AUUUUUUUUUAUUAGAGAAUCUGUUAGGAACAGUAGGAGCCUCUAAUCUGUUUAUUUUUAUUUUUGUUUUUAUUUUUUGUAGAGAUUAAGAUAAAGCCCGCACAGAAAAAUGAAAGAGACUUGUGAAAGGCCAGCAUCAUCAUCUAGAGCCAAGAAACAAGCAGUAGCUAGCAUUUGGCAAGGACACUGAUGAUAAAGUUCCAGCUACCCGAUUUUCUCCACCAAUAUCGACAUCCGCAUGACAUUCUUGGAAAAUCUAUCAAUUAUUAUCAUAAUCCAAAGAUUCGUAUAAUAUGGAGUUUCAAAGUGGCAGAGAAAGAGGCACAGCCACCUUGUCAUCAUCUGCUGCAAGCAAUAAGAGACCUUUUGCUGCUACUACUAAAAGUAAAACCACCAUUGCCCAGUACAGUGCUGAUGCUGGGCUUUUAGCGGAGUUUGAGCAAUCUGGUGUCUCUGGUAAGUCUUUUAACUACUCAAGAUCAGUGAUUUCUGCUCCACAUACUGUACCUGAAGAACAAAUUACUGCUUAUUUAUCUAGAAUUCAAAGGGGUGGGCUCAUUCAGCCUUUUGGUUGUAUGGUUGCAAUUGAAGAACCCACUUUUAAGAUAAUUAGUUUUAGCGAAAACUGUUUUCAAUUACUGGGUUUGUGUUCAAAUUCUGACCUCGAGUCGAAGCAAGUAAAGGAUUUGAUUGGAACAGAUGCGAGGACACUUUUUACGCCUCAAUCGGGGGCUUCAUUGACGAAAGCUGCUGCUUCUAGAGAGAUUUCAACGUUAAACCCAAUUUUGGUUCAUGCUAGGACUACCCAGAAGCCAUUUUAUGCUAUACUGCAUAGAAUUGACGUGGGGAUUGUGAUUGAUUUGGAGCCUGCAAGGUCCGGUGAUCCUGUGUUAUCGCUUGCUGGAGCUGUGCAGUCACAGAAACUAGCUGUUCGUGCAAUUUCUAGGCUGCAAUCACUCCCUGGCGGUGAUGUUGGGGUUUUGUGUGAUUCAGUUGUGGAAGAUGUUCAAAAACUUACUGGCUAUGAUAGGGUUAUGGUGUAUAAGUUUCAUGAUGAUGAUCAUGGUGAAGUUGUGUCAGAAAUUAGGAGAUCUGACUUAGAACCUUAUUUAGGGUUGCAUUAUCCUGCCACAGAUAUCCCCCAAGCAGCACGUUUCUUGUUCAAGCAGAAUCGUGUGAGGAUGAUUUGUGAUUGUCAUGCCAAUCCUGUUAGGAUAAUUCAAAGUGAAGAAUUGAAGCACCCUCUUUGUUUGGUCAAUUCAACCCUUAGGUCACCCCAUGGUUGCCAUACUCAGUAUAUGGCUAAUAUGGGUUCAAUUGCUUCAUUGGUGAUGGCAGUUAUUAUAAAUGGGAACGAUUCAACCAAGCUAUGGGGGCUGGUGGUGUGCCAUCACACUUCCCCGCGCACUGUCCCUUUCCCUCUCCGCUAUGCAUGUGAAUUCUUAAUGCAGGCUUUUGGGCUACAGCUCUACAUGGAGCUUCAGUUGGCAGAACGGUCAGCAGAGAAGAGGAUAUUGAGGACCCAGACAUUGUUAUGUGACAUGCUUCUCCGAGAUGCUCCUUUUGGUAUUGUCACUCAAUCCCCUAGUGUUAUGGAUCUUGUGAAGUGUGAUGGAGCUGCAUUAUAUUAUGGAGGGAAAUGUUGGUUGCUGGGUAUAACUCCAACUGAAUCACAGGUAAAAGACAUUGCAGAGUGGCUGCUCAACAAUCAUGGAGAUUCUACUGGAUUGAGUACUGAUAGUUUGGCAGAUGCUGGAUAUCCUGGUGCUGCAUUACUGGGUGAUGCUGUUUGUGGCAUGGCUACGGCUAGGAUCACUUCAAGAGAUUUUUUGUUCUGGUUUAGGUCUCACUCUGCCAAGGAAGUCAAAUGGGGAGGAGCAAAGCAUCAUCCAGAAGAUAAAGAUGAUGGUCAAAGAAUGCACCCGAGAUCAUCAUUUAACGCUUUUUUGGAGGUGGUGAAGAGCAGAAGUUUGCCUUGGGAGGUUUCAGAGAUUAAUGCUAUUCACUCUUUACAGCUAAUAAUGAGAGAUUCAUUCCAGGAUAUGGAGGACAGUGGUUCGAAGGCAAUUGUCUAUGAUCGGCGGACAGACAUUGAGAUGCAGGGGAUAGAUGAACUAAGUUCUGUGGCAUGUGAAAUGGUUAGAUUGAUUGAGACAGCUACGGCACCAAUUUUUGGGGUUGAUUCAGCAGGUCUCAUCAAUGGAUGGAAUUCCAAAGUUGCGGAGUUGACUGGACUACAAACCAGUGCAGCAAUGGGAAAGUCCCUGGUUCAUGAAAUUGUUCAUGAGGACUCACGUGGAGUUGUUGAAAGUCUUUUGUGCAGAGCUUUGCAAGGUGAGGAGGAUAAAAAUGUUGAGUUGAAACUGAGAAAAUUUGGGCUUCAUCAGCAAAACUCAGCUAUAUAUGUUGUGGUCAAUGCCUGUACUAGUAGGGACUAUGCAAACAAUGUUAUAGGUGUGUGCUUUGUGGGUCAAGACAUCACACCUGAAAAGCUUUUCAUGGACAAAUUUCUCCGAUUGCAAGGAGAUUACAAAACUAUCAUAGAAAGUCUUAGUCCAUUGAUUCCACCAAUAUUUGCUUCUGACGAGAAUGCCUGCUGUUGUGAAUGGAAUGCUGCCAUGGAAAAACUGACAGGUACAACAAGACAAGAGGUGAUAGGUAAAAUGCUCCCUGCGGAGAUUUUUGGAGGUCUAUGUCGUCUAAAAGAUCAAGACACUCUAACUAAGUUUAUGAUUCUAUUGUAUCGAGGAAUUAGCGGUCAAGAUACUGAGAAGUUUCCAUUUGGGUUUUUCAACGGACAAGGGAAAUUUGUGGAGGUGUUCUUAACAGUGAAUAAAAGAACUGGACCAGAUGGGAGUAUAAUUGGCUGUUUCUGCUUCUUGCAGACUGUUGAGCCUGACCUCCAACUGGCCUUGGAUGGGCAUACGCAAGAGGAGCAAGUAAGCUUUCUUAAACUUAAGGAAUUGGCUUACAUACAACAAGAAAUGAAAAAUCCUCUGAGUGGUAUUCGUUUUACCCACAAACUUCUAGAGGACACAUCAAUAUCAGAACAUCAGAAGCAAUUCCUUGAAACAAGUGAUGCAUGUGAAAAACAGAUUAUGGCCAUAAUUGAGGACAUGGAUUUAGCAAGACUAGAAAAGGGCAGCAAUAUUGAGCUCAAGAUGGAAGAAUUCCUUCUGGGAAACGUUUUAGAUGCCAUCAUUAGUCAGGUCAUGAUCUUGCUGAGGGAAAGGAAUUUACAGCUUUUUCAUGAGAUACCAGAAGAAAUCAAAACAUUAUCCCUGUACGGCGAUCAAAUUAGGCUUCAGCUGAUCUUGUCAGACAUCUUGCUUAGCGUGGUUCACCAUGCACCUGUGCCAGAUGGCUGGGUAGAAAUUAAGGUUUCACCUGGUCUGACGUUGAUAAAGGAUGGUAAUGAAUUUAUGCGGUUGCAAAUCAGAAUGACACACCCUGGGAAAGGCCUUCCUUCUGCUCUCGUCGAAGAUAUGUUUGCAGGAGGAAAUCAAUAUUCUACACAAGAAGGCUUAGGGCUAAACCUUUCUCAGAAACUACUUAGUCAGAUGAAUGGUCAUGUUCGCUAUGCUAGAGAGCAUAAUAAAUGUUACUUCCUCAUUGACCUAGAAUUGAGGUCAAAGAAUGGAAGACAAAAAGGAAAGCAAGCUGAAGCAGCUACAUGAUUAUUUAUACAUGAUUAAGAAGCAAACUCUUGCUCAAUUGGCCUCUCAAUAUAUGUUAAAGAGUGGACCUCAAUUAUAUUGUGGUUCUAGUUCCUUUUUCAUUUAAUGCAUUACCAUUUCGACCACCUAAUUGUAUAUCUUCUACUUGCUAAUAAUGGCGUAAGGUAGCCUGUAUCGAUCUGUAUAUUCACCAUCUUAUCUAAAUAAAAGGCGUAAGUUAGUCUGUAUCAAUUUGUAUAUUCACAAUCUUAUCUAAACAAAAGUAUUGCCAUCCAGUUUAUCCAA
Jatropha curcas is the source of this 3962-nucleotide messenger RNA. RefSeq names its product phytochrome E (gene PHYE). NCBI's taxonomy places the organism in Eukaryota, Viridiplantae, Streptophyta, Magnoliopsida, Malpighiales, Euphorbiaceae. Gene Ontology annotation, molecular function: protein homodimerization activity; photoreceptor activity; phosphorelay sensor kinase activity. The record is from RefSeq and is a predicted model, not a curated record. Gene Ontology annotation, biological process: detection of visible light; protein-tetrapyrrole linkage; regulation of DNA-templated transcription.